UUUGUUGGAUCCUUUGCGACAUACACAAUCCUUGCUCAUCUGGCUGUAUUGAACUUAGUACAGUAUAUCAUUGAUAACCCAACAACUGUCUGGUUUAUUGGCCCUCUAUUUGCUUCUUUGACAGGAGCAGCCCGGAGCUACUCGUCAUGGCAUCAUGUAGAUGCACGAGGAGCGCCUGUCUUCAAAGAAGGCCUCUGCUAUGGAAAACUGGAAGCUGCUGUUCUCACAUUCAUCAUACCCAUGGUUCUUCUUGGUCACCUGACAGGUUUAAUGGAUGAUGGAGCAAAACUCAAUCUUUUGGCUUCAUGGAUGGCACUCUUUGUGAUAUUUGCCGGAAGAAAGUUUACUCAACCCAUUAAGGAUGACAUCGGUGACAAAUCUGUCUUCAUGUUCAACUCUCUUUCAAAAGACCAAAAAAAGUCCCAAAUUGAGAAACUUGAGCAACAAAAACCGAGUUAGAAUCUCCGCUAGAUAUGAAAAUGAGGCCAUAAAUUUUGACUCUACGUUGCUUGUUUAGUUCUUUGAUAUAAUUAUAAAUUUAUUUUCUAUACCGUAUAGUGUUGAAAUUAGUUUUAUUGUCGACGGCUGUGCGGUUCAAUUUAUUAGUUGGAGCCUCAGGUGUGAUGUAUGCUCAGGUUUGCUUGUAUAGUUUCAUGUAAAGGAGACGGUUUCGAUUAUGUAGCCUUGCCUUGCCAUUUUAGAAGGAAAAAAGUUCUGAU
Messenger RNA from Tripterygium wilfordii, 719 nucleotides. RefSeq lists its product as uncharacterized. Gene Ontology annotation, cellular component: chloroplast. The annotation marks the transcript as partial. Lineage: Eukaryota; Viridiplantae; Streptophyta; Magnoliopsida; Celastrales; Celastraceae. The record is from RefSeq and is a predicted model, not a curated record. The transcript has 4 exons.